Molecule: messenger RNA, 958 nt
Organism: Thunnus maccoyii (southern bluefin tuna)
Lineage: Eukaryota; Metazoa; Chordata; Actinopteri; Scombriformes; Scombridae
Gene: irak1bp1
Product: interleukin-1 receptor-associated kinase 1 binding protein 1
Exons: 4
Coding region: 40-792 (250 amino acids)
Biological process (GO): canonical NF-kappaB signal transduction; immune response
Source: RefSeq, a predicted model, not a curated record
UUUCCAUAGCAGCGGGAAGUUAGUUUGGCGUCUUCCAUCAUGGAUAACCCGAGCCGUGUAUUCGCUGCCAUAGUACCGGCUUCUGGUCGUGAGUUCACCGGUAGUGAGAAAGGGCAGGAGCUGGAAGUGCGAGCGGUAAAUCGACAAAGUUCCGGUAACCGGGUAAGAGAGGUCCAGGUAACCGGAACAGCGGAGGUUUGCUGCCCGGCGGACAGAGUGUCGGUGCGGGUCAGUGUCGGAAACAGCAAGGAGUCAGUCAACGAGGUCACAAACAGCGUCUCACGGCGGCUCGAAUAUAUUUUACAAGCUCUCAGACAACAUGGCAUAAAGGACGAAGACGCCACAGUGAGGAGGUUUCUCCACCGAGAGGCAGACCUGUAUCACAUGGAUGCAGAGGUCACGGUCACGUUCUCAGAUUUUGAGAAAAUGGAGCGAAUAUGCAGCGUUCUGCUGGAGAAGCUGGACAAGAGCGUCUGUGUGGGAACACCGCAGUUCUACCACAGUGCUGAAUGUCUGAGUCAGCUGAGGCGGCGUGUUUGCGUUUCAGCGGUUGAAAACGCUCAACAGAAGGCCAGCGAAGUCAGUCAUCUCCUGGGACAAAGUCUGGGACCCCCCCUACUGGUCAGAGAGGAGGACACAAGGGAGUGGAGGAAUGAGGAUGAGGACGAUGGAGGCAGGAGAGGGCAAGGUGCUACGCCCCUUCCUCACCUUCCCCGUACACCCACAAUCACUGCCUCCUCACGGGUGUCUGUCUCCUUCAGCCUCAGAGACAAAAGCAGGAAAAAACUCUGAAAAAACGUUUGCCACUGAUUCAUGAAGCCACAGAGAUGAUUGUCACAGUUUAAAACACUUUAUUUCAUAGUUUUAAUGGCUGAAUAUAGUUUUGUUUUGUUUUUUUAAAGGCAUUUUUUCCACUUCAGCCAUCUUCAACCAAUCAAAAAAAAGAUUUUCAAAGCAA